AUGGUGCUGCUGCUGCUAGUAGUGGCAUACAUCGUUAACACCUGCUACGCUCAUAACGAGUCGUCACAGAACACGCGGCUCCGCGAGAAGGACGUCGUGAGCGGAAGCCCGGACGGCUCUGCCAAGGGCCGCGUUGUCGACGUCUCGCGACUGGAGUCGUUCGCGAUGGAGAGUGAGCCUCUGAAAGAACUCAAACGGAAGUUGGAGUUUCUGGGGACGACACCCAUAUGGCGCAAUCGUUCCCCUCGACCGGUGUUCUGGAGGGCCGUGACUUGCAUUCAGAAUGCCGCGGACCGCUGGAGACGCCAGCAAUCCGCAGGUAUCUCUCCAGACUCGACGGCGAAACAGAUUGAAUGGUGCUGUUAUAAUCUGCCCCAUCAUCGUGAAGAUUCCGGCUCCUCCAACGGCGACGAAGACCCCAAAUCCUGUAAGGGUCCGGGGCAGCAGCUGAAUCAAACGCCCAGCAAACGGCACAGCAUCGUUCUGCUGUGCACCCCCUUCAUGAGGUGGGGCACCAAAGCCCACCAGCCGGACGUGUGCGCCGUCCGGUCCGGCCAAGCCUUCUUCAGCCUCCUGCGCAUGUCUUACGCCGCGUACCGGACGAAGCAUCCGUGGAGCUGGCUCAAGAGUCUAGUCAACAUCUCCCAGUCCCCCUUCCUGCCCGUCAGCGCGGACUUCGAACACGAGCCCGCCGAGACCGAGCCGCCCAUCGGGGCCAACCUUAUGAUGCACCUAUUUGAGAACACAGGUCACGUCGACAUCCUCCCCGUGCUCUUCAAGAGAAUACCCCGGAGGACAAAGGAGAGGCUAGAGGCGUGCCACGUUUGGGGAAGCUCGGUAGGCUGGGGCGUCCAGUACGUGGAGGCUCUGAACGGGCUUUACGUUUUCCUGUUUGGCUGCCUCGGAUUCCUCGUCUGCCUCGGGAUAUCCGUCGCGUGGAUGGUGGUGAAGCACGACAUCCAGGGGGGCCACGGGAGCCCCGAUAUGGAUGCCGUCCGUCAGCCAUUUGGUGGCCUCGCUUGUGGCAUCCGGAUCGCCUUCCGCGUGGAAUAUGAUCAACAGAAAAAGGAAGAGGUGGAAGAAAGAAGAAAGACAGAGAAACACAGCCAGUAAAUCGAGAGGAUUGGGCAUUCUGCGACCACUGCAAAAAAAUGUUACAGAGCAGUCGUCAUUCUGGGGAUAUAUCCGAAGCGGCUUGGACGGGAAAUCCAAAACCCAGGGUAACACAUGACUUGGCCACCUGGAGGGCUGGUUAUACAAUCACCAUACGCAACGCACUCAGUAAUCCUUGGAGGGUGAUUCCACCCGCGCCCUCUCGGUUUCCUUCACCUGGAUCAGCAGAGCUUCGAUUUAAAGCUGGACGUUCAGGACCGUUAUCGACAGCCGAGCUUAGCCACCGCGGACGCUAACGGUGACGGCGAAGUUCUGCGGCUUCACAAAGGUCCCGUUCUUGGUUUUCCAUAAAUCUUCGGGCCUUUCCUGAGCUUAAACUCAAAGUCGCGAACGAGACGCAGGACCAGCUUGGCUAUCUCG
Colletotrichum navitas is the source of this 1533-nucleotide messenger RNA. RefSeq lists its product as uncharacterized. The transcript has 5 exons. Lineage: Eukaryota; Fungi; Ascomycota; Sordariomycetes; Glomerellales; Glomerellaceae. The record is from RefSeq and is a predicted model, not a curated record. Bases 1 to 1113 code for a protein of 370 amino acids.